This is a messenger RNA of Suillus bovinus, 513 nucleotides long. RefSeq lists its product as uncharacterized. Bases 1 to 513 code for a protein of 170 amino acids. The record is from RefSeq and is a predicted model, not a curated record. The transcript has 4 exons. NCBI's taxonomy places the organism in Eukaryota, Fungi, Basidiomycota, Agaricomycetes, Boletales, Suillaceae.
AUGGUCAUACCUCCCGCCCCCCGCCCGGUAGCAGUUACACGUCAACCCUCGCAACCCAUCUUCCUUGGCUUUUUGCGCAAAUUCCUCCUUUCCUCUCGUAUGGACACAGUUUGUCCUAUUCGGAUAAAUGAACCCCAUAAUCCCUUGGAUUUCCCCGCUACAGGACCCUUGCCUCGCUCAAUUGUAGAUCACCACGACAAUUUUCUCCCACCCACCAUUCAAUCCUCUUCCCCUACUUCCACAUCCAUCAAAUCCCUCCUACGCAGCCUGUCAACCUGGCGGCCCCUUCAGACAGGUCAUGGAUUGCCGGCUAUCGUCGAUACUCCUCUUGCACAUGGUCAGAACGUUGCAGCAGGUGGUACACACCACAAAGAUGAUGAAUGGAUAACUGAGGAAGAGUAUGUCUCUUCUCAUCCUCCGCAUAAUCCAGAUUCACAACAGCAGACAACAGCAGGGCAGAAAAAGAUUGAUUCAGGAGAGCAUGGAAGCAAUCGGUUUUGUUUUUGCUUUUAG